AUGUCUGACACCGGCGCUUCGACCAAUGGGCGCCCAACCUCGGCCACCAAUCCAUUUCCAGUGUUGCCCCCGAUUCCCUCUACAGAGCAACUGCACAUGUCCGCAGCACGCAGGCGCACCGUGAAUGAGAGAACGGGGCGCAAUGCAGACGAUGAAACCCUUGCUCAGGCGGUUAACUGGCGUGCUACUACUGUCACUCGCGACAAGCUCUCGUCCCUAGUCCAACAAAACCGACUUGCAUCCGAGAGCAUUGUUCAGCAGCAUAUCAAAACCCGGGCUCCACCGCCCCCACCUGCCCAGCUACCUGAAGCUCUCAUGUCUGAGCAGUAUCGCGAGGAGCUCAACCAGCGGCGGCUGCAAGAAACAGCCGCCAAAAGCAAAAUCGUGCCUCUUAGCGAUGAAGCCUGGACACGCAUUUGCGCUCUCGUACCAGAACAAUGGCAAGACCGGGAUCAAAUCCCUCCAGACGAGCGCACCCCUGUUGACAAGGGCCUUGUGCGGCAGUAUCAGGCCAUCUCCGAUGAGAUUCGACUAGGCUACGAGGAUGUCCUGCGCCAACUGACUGUGGCGCAGGUGCUCGUAUCAGCUGCAGAUAGCAUUCAGCAUACCCCUCUCCCCGAGGGUCUUGACUUCAGCAGCACUUGGCGGGAUGCUUUUGAGCAACAUCGUCUUGACCUGGGGGCCAACCUGUUUUUGACUCAUCCAGUUCUGCGCACCGUGGCAGCCAAGACACAGGCACAAGCUGAUACUCCCCUGGCAAACAUCGAGGCUCUGAUCCUGCGCCAGCAGCAGGAAAACAUGCUCUAUACCCCUGCCGGGUUUGCGCGUGAAAUUGGUGUGGAAGUGGCUGCGACCACCGAGCUUCUCAACAAUACUUGGUAUGUCGACAUUGCCGAUACCAUCUCCACCUACCUCCAGAGCCCCGAAGCUGCUGCUGCAGCUGCCGCCACUUCUACGAAUGGUCGCCGUUCUUCGGGGUCAGCCAGCUCGGAGGCAAAUACCAUGCUGCUUGAUCAAGCUCGGGCUUUUGUCAUGACUGAAACCUUGCUGAGCCGACAACUGGGUCAACUCGUGCAUGAGACACUGACUGCCAUUACAGACCGGCUCGGCGACGAUGCCGGUGCCCACCACCCCGUCUUUUCAGUGGCUCUGGUCCUGGUGGAUCAAAAACUUGAGCUGCAGCCCUCCUGUGAUUCCAUGAUUGAACAGAUGCAGAGCCUUGUAGAUCAAGUCUUGAACAACACUCGAGUGUUUGCCACCCUGCAAGCUUGGAUGACCGGCGGCACGAAGACUCUUACCGUGGCAGUUGACCCAGCCAAGCUGGCUUCGACGAGAGCAGCCAUUGCCAAGGCCACACAGGCGCUUUACAAGCGCCUGGCGGUCAUUCAGGCUGAGUGCAACCAAGCCUUCCGAGGCGUGCUGCCUGGUGGGGAAGUCCAUCAAGAAUUGGACGAAUUCUUGGACGAGGGCGAGAUUGACCUCCGAGAUUAUCAAACUCGUCUCCAAGAACUGCAGGCCAUCCGUCGACAAAUCACUGCCAUUGACAACACACGCAUCACCCACCUGGCUCAUUUGGACAUGGUGCGCCUGCGCCAGCAGCUUCUGCAGGUGGUUGAUGGCGCCAUCCAACGUCUUUUGACCAGGCUCAAGAGCCACCACGCUGCUGAGAAUACACGCAUUUGCAAAGAGUUUGAGCUCAUUCGCAAGCGCGCUUUGACCGAGCCAGAGGACUCCAAGGAAAUGUUUGCACUCAUGUCUUACAUGGACAAGGUGCGCGCCCACGACUUGGAACAGUUGAAGCGUGAUAUCGGCGUUCGCCAGCAAACCAUGGAAUUUUUGCUGGAAACCUGCGAGGUGUCGUCGCAAGACAUGGACCUCAACACGUUGGCGGUCAUGUGGCCCACCAACAUUCUUCCCGUCUUCGACGACAACGCCGUCUUGUUGGACGGUGUCAAGCAGCGUAGCGAGCAGCUCUUGGUUGGCAAGCGCGAGAAACUCCUGUUGGAGCUGGAGAAGGUUCGCCUUCAAAUUGACGAGUUCAAGGAGGCUGCGGACUUGAGUGCUGCAGUGCACUACCUCAAGGACUCGAAGAACAUUUUGAAGCGUUUGGCUGACAUGAACAGUCAGGUGGCCUUUAUCAACAAGGAGGAAGCCCUGUUUGAAUGGGACCAGACUUCAUACCCGGCCAUCGAAAAGCUCAGCAAUGAGUGCCAGCCCUUCCUGGUUCUCUUCCAAGGCAUUGUUGACUGGCAAAAGUCGCUGCGUCGCUGGAUGGAAGGGCCUUUCGGUGAUCUAGAUCCCGAUAAGGUGUUGGCAGAGGUGGAUGAAGUGUAUCGCGAAUUCUAUAAGAAGGCCAAGGGCUACGCCAAGGAUAGCAACAUGUAUGCCAUGUGCGAAAAAAUCAAGGGUGAGGUGCAGGACUUUCGCGCACACUCCCAGCUCAUCCAGGUUCUCUGCAAUUUGGGCCUCCGCGAGCGCCACUGGAAGGCCAUGUCCGACCUUGUUGGCGCCAACAUCGCGCCAGAUGCCAGCACCACGUUGCAAGCCAUGAUCAACCUUAAUCUGACCGAGCAUCUUGCUGAACUUGAGGUCGUGUCUUCGGGUGCCUCAAAAGAGUUUUCUCUGGAAAAGGCCAUGGACAAAAUGGAAAACGAGUGGCAACCGAUGGAGUUCAACGUUGUGCCUUAUCGCGACAGCGGCAUGAACAUCCUCUCCUCCGUUGAUGAGAUUCAGACACUGCUUGAUGAUCACCUCGUCAAGACCCAAACCAUGCGAGGCUCCCCCUUUAUCAAGCCCUUUCAAGAGCGCAUUGUGGCUUGGGAGCGCCUGCUCGUGGCUUCUCAGGACAUCAUCGACGGCUGGCUCAAGAUGCAAGCAACCUGGCUCUACCUGGAGCCAAUCUUCUCGUCACCCGACAUUAUGGCUCAAAUGCCAACGGAGGGCGAUCUUUUUGUCCAGGUUGAUCGUCAGUUUAAGAGCACCAUGACGCACUGCGCUGCCAACCCUGCUGUCCUGGUUGCUUGUAGCCUGGAAGGCCUGCUUGAGCGUAUCUCCCAUGCCAACGAGCAGCUGGAAAUUAUCCUCAAGGGCCUCAAUGACUACCUCGAGAAGAAGCGUCUCUACUUUGCGCGCUUCUUCUUCCUCUCCAACGAUGAGAUGCUUGAGAUUCUGUCCGAGACCAAGGACCCAACGCGCGUUCAGCCUCACCUCAAAAAGUGUUUCGAAGGUAUCAACAAACUUGUCUUUACCGAGGCAGAACAAGACAUUACGACCAUGAUAUCUUCUGAGGGUGAGCAGGUUGAGCUCUCGGGUAUCAUUUCCACAGCGGCGGCUCGCGGCCAGGUUGAAAAAUGGCUGUUGGAACUGGAGGGUUUGAUGCGCAUGUCGGUGCGCGAUCAAAUUGUCAAAGCUCUCGAGGCAUAUGCCAACACCCAACGCGUCCAGUGGGUGCAGCAAUGGCCUGGGCAGGUUGUCAUUUGUGUCGGCCAGACGUACUGGACAAGCGGCGUGCACAAGGCCCUUCGAGAUGGCCAGGGUGCACUCGUCGCCUAUUGCGAUCAGCUCGAAUCUGAGUUGCAAGAUAUUGUGGCCUUGGUGCGCGGCAAGCUGCCUAAGCAAGUCCGCAAAACCCUGAGCGCACUUGUGACUUUGGAUGUGCACGCACGUGACGUGACUAUGGAGCUUCGCGAUAACAAGGUUGCCUCCGAUGCCGACUUCCAGUGGUUGUGCCAACUGCGCUAUUACUGGGAGAAUGAAAACAUGUAUGUGCGCAUGAUCAACUCGACCUGCGACUACGGCUACGAAUACCUCGGAAACAGCCUUCGCCUCGUGGUCACGCCCCUUACAGAUCGGUUAGUAACCUACCUUGUAUACCUUUGUGUAUGUAUGUAUGUGUGUAUGUGUGUGUGUGUGUGUGUGUGUGUGUGUGUGUGUGUGUGUGUGUGUGUGUGUGUGUGUGUGUGUGUGUGUGUGUGUGUGCUGGGUUAUGCCGGGUGCUAUCGAACUCUGAUUGGCGCCUACUACCUGCAUCUUGGCGGCGCUCCCGAGGGCCCAGCUGGUACGGGCAAAACGGAAACGGUCAAGGACUUGGCCAAGGCAUUGGCCAUCCAAUGUGUGGUUUUCAACUGCUCCGAUGGUCUCGACUACAAGGCCAUGGGCAAAUUCUUCAAGGGUUUAGCCUCAGCCGGUGCCUGGGCUUGUUUUGAUGAGUUUAACCGCAUUGACCUUGAGGUGCUCAGUGUGGUCGCACAACAGAUUCAGUCCAUUCAACGGGCCGUUGAGGUCGGUCUCAAGCGAUUCGCUUUUGAGGGCACCGAACUCGACCUCAACGCCAAGUGCAACAGCUACAUUACCAUGAACCCCGGCUAUGCCGGGCGCUCGGAGCUUCCCGACAACCUCAAGGUGCUCUUCCGAACUGUGGCCAUGAUGGUGCCGGAUUACGCCAUGAUUGCUGAGAUUAUGCUGUACUCGUUCGGGUUUGUAAACGCCCGACCCAUGUCCAUUAAGAUUACCACGACCUACAAGCUCUGCUCUGAACAGCUUUCGUCGCAGUUCCACUAUGACUACGGCAUGCGUGCUGUCAAGGCCGUGCUCUCGGCCGCCGGUAACCUCAAGCUGCAGUUCCCUGACGAGGAUGAGGGCGUCCUCAUUCUUCGUGCUAUUGUUGACGUCAACUUGCCCAAGUUCUUGAGCCACGACGUGCCGCUGUUUCACGGCAUCAUUUCCGAUCUAUUUCCCGGCAUUGAGCUGCCCAAGACAGACUAUGAUGAGCUCUUUGGUGCAGCUCGCGAAGCUUGCGUUGAGUUUAACCUCCAGGCCACUGACCUGUUUUUGGAAAAGCUUGCGCAGAUGUACGAGAUGAUGAUCGUGCGCCAUGGCUUUAUGCUGGUGGGCGAACCGUUCGCGGCCAAAACGGCCGUUCUGAAAGUGUUGGCUGCGGCUUUAACCCGCAUCGCCGCUGCUCACGAGGGCGAAGAGGUGGACGGGGAGAUCGCACACCGCGGCGUGUAUUAUCGCAUCAUCAAUCCCAAGUCCAUUACCAUGGGCCAACUCUACGGCUGCUUUGAUCCAGUCUCACACGAGUGGUCUGAUGGCGUUUUGGCCACUACAUUCCGUCAACUGGCCAGUGACACGAGUCCGGAGCGCAAGUGGGUCGUUUUUGAUGGGCCCAUUGAUGCCAUUUGGAUUGAGAACAUGAACACUGUGCUGGAUGACAACAAGAAGCUCUGCCUGAUGUCGGGCGAAAUCAUCGCCCUCUCUGACACAAUGUCUCUCAUCUUUGAGACAAUGGAUUUGUCGCAGGCCUCACCGGCCACCGUCUCGCGCUGUGGCAUGAUCUACCUCGAGCCCUCACAGCUCGGCUGGCGGCCACAUACUGACUCCUGGCUCCAGGCUCGGCCCGACUUUGUGCAGCAGCCCCUCAAGGAUGUUCUUCAGCAGCUCUUUGACGCCUUUGUCCCGGUCGGCCUUGAGUUUGUGCGCAAGCACCUCAAGCAAUACGUCGUGGUGGAGGAGAUGAUGAUGGUGCAUGCUCUCUUGCGUCUUUUGGAGAGCAGCAUGGCCGAGCCCUUUGCCGAAGAGAAGAAUGCAAAGAUUUUGGAACAGUGGACCAAGGGUCUCUUUGUCUGGUGCUUUGUCUGGUCCUUUGGCGCAUCCACGGACACUGACGGCCGCGUCAAGUUUGACGAGUUUGUCCGCAGCCUCGUCGCUGGCACGCAUCCUGAACUCGAGAACAGCAAUAUCAAGUUUGACUCACCCGUUCCAGACGAGGCCACCGUGUAUGAUUACCUUUUUGAGGCCAAGGGCAAGGGCAAGUGGAUCCGCUGGAUGCAUACCAUUGAUCCGGAACUGCAUUUGCGCCCGGGCCAAAAGCUGAAGGAUGCCAUUGUGCCGACCACGGACACGGCUCGCUACACGUACAUUAUGGAUCUGUGCGUGCGUAACCGCGUGCCCUUGCUCUUUGUGGGCCCCACGGGCACAGGCAAGUCCGUGUACGUUAAGGACAAGCUCAUGAACGGCUUGGAGGAUACCUACCAGCCUCUCUUCAUCACCUACUCGGCACAGACCACGGCCAACCAAACACAGGAUUUGGUCUUGGCCAAGCUUGACAAACGCCGCAAAGGCAUUUAUGGGCCACGCAUGGGCCAGCAGUCUGCCAUGGGUCCGCCAGGCGGUGGUCGCAACCCCGUCACCACGCGCAUGCUGCGCCACGUCAACACCGUGGGCAUUACCGAGUUUGACGACGAUACCAUGACCCGCAUUUUUAGCACGAUUGUUUCGCGGGCCUUUAAGGAGAGCAAAUUCUCAAUGGAGCUGCAGGGCUUGAGCAAUAACGUUGUGACUGCCACGAUGCACGUCUACAAGAGUGCCAUUCAAAGCCUGCUACCAACACCGGCCAAGUCGCACUACACCUUCAACCUGCGUGACUUCUCACGCGUUGUCAAUGGCGUCCUCCUCAUGGAUGGCCACCGCGCUGGAGACAAAAACAAACUCUGCCGCCUCUGGUGUCAUGAGGUGUAUCGUGUCUUUGGUGAUCGCCUCGUCUUUGAGGAGGAUCACGACUGGCUUUUUGGCCUUUUGCAAGAAACUGUCAAGUCCCAUUUUAAGCUGGGCUUUGAUGCUGUCUUCUCCAACCUUCCGGAUAGCGGCGACAAGACCACGGUAGACCGUCAAGCCUUUGGCUCUCUUAUUUUCUGUGACCUCAUGGAGGUGGAAUCUUCGCCACGCCCUUACGACGAAGUCUCCAGUCUUGAAGCCCUCAAGGAUAUCGUUCGCAGCAGUUUGGAUGAGUACAACCAAGUCAACAAGUCGCCAAUGGACUUGGUCAUUUUCCGCUACGUUCUUGAGCACCUCAGCCGCAUUUCUCGCGUUCUCAAGCAGGAUGGCGGCCACGCCUUACUUGUGGGCGUCGGCGGCUCAGGACGGCAGUCCACCACGCGCCUCGCUGCGCACAUGGCUGACUACACGCUCGUGCAGCCGGAAAUCAGCAAGCAAUACGGCAACGAGGAAUGGGCGGAAGACGUGAAGCGCGUUAUGAAGAAGGCCGGCAUGGAGGGACGGCCGACUGUCUUCUUGCUCACCGACUCGCAGCUCAAGUCAAACAAGAUGCUUGAGGACAUUGACUCGCUGCUGAACUCGGGCGAGGUAGCCAAUAUUUUCGCUCCUGACGAAAAGGGAGAGAUCUGCGAGGGUGUGCGCAGUGCCGCGCAAGCGGUCAAUCCGGGUGUGGAUCUCACACCCAUGCAGCUCUACAGUUUCUUUAUUAGCCAGUGUCGUGAUAACCUGCACGUCAUUUUGGCCUUUAGCCCCAUUGGCAGCACCUUCCGCGAUCGCUUACGCAUGUUCCCUUCGCUCGUCAACUGCUGCACGAUCGAUUGGUUUCAAGCCUGGCCCUCGGAAGCCCUGGAAAUGGUGGCUUCCUCCUUUGUGGCCGAUAUCGAGAUGGCCGAUGCGGAGCGUCGCGCCGUGAUUGCCAUGUGCCAAGCUUUUGACAUUAGCUCGCGCGAGCUGAGCCGUCGCUUCACAGCGGAGCAGAACCGGCACACGUACGUGACUCCCACUUCCUUUCUCGAAUCGGUCAAGGCCUUCAAGUCGCUGUUACAAAUCAAGCGUGACGAAGUCAUGCGGGCCAAGAACCAGUAUACCACCGGGUUGGACAAGCUUGAGUUUGCUGCUUCUCAGGUGGCCACGAUGCAGCAGGAGCUCGAAGAGCUGCAGCCCAAGCUGGCGGCAGCUCAAGUUGAGAACGAGGCCAUGACGGUGCAGAUCAACAAGGAGUCGGAGGAGGCGGCCAAGAUUGAGGCCAACGUCAAGGCAGACGAGGCCGUG
Molecule: messenger RNA, 7827 nt
Organism: Monosiga brevicollis MX1
Lineage: Eukaryota; Choanoflagellata; Craspedida; Salpingoecidae
Exons: 11
Biological process (GO): microtubule-based movement
Cellular component (GO): dynein complex
Molecular function (GO): ATP binding; dynein light intermediate chain binding; minus-end-directed microtubule motor activity
Source: RefSeq, a predicted model, not a curated record